AUGACGGUCAUGCAUCUACCGAAGACCACAGGUGGCUUCGCGCUUCCGCACUCGCCUCCCCGCCAUUCGCGCCGCGCGUUGCUCCGCCAUCGGCGGCAGCGAUGCAUGGUUCUGCUGGUGGUCGCGUGCGUGCUCGUCGUUAUGCUGCUCUUCGUCUCGCUCCACCUGCCGUCAGUAGAUUCGCUCCUGCCACGUGGCAAGCAGGCUACUCCUUCGCCCGUGGCCCCUCAAUCCGCGCAGAAAGCUAGCAGCGUCGCAAACAACGGCUCACAGCCCUCCAUCCGCGUGGCCCUCGCCACUCUCCGCGCCGAUCCGACGUGGCAGCAGCUGCUGGAUCCCGACUCCGCGGUGCGCCAGCUCAGCGACCAGAUCAGCCUGGGGAAGGCGUAUCUGACACGCGCGCGGGAUGCGGGGGAGAGGGAGUUCGGCGAUGAGAUGGAGAGGGGCGUGCGCGCCGCAGAGGCGUUCCUUGCUCGCUCCAUUGCUAUCCCCAGCCAAGCAGUGUACAAGCAGGAGGCGCGGGCGCACAUAGCAAACAUGAGCGCUCUCAUUCUUCAGGCCAAGGAGAUGCACUAUGACAUAGCGGCGGCAAUGGCAGCGCUGAAGGAGAAAGUGGCAAAGGCAGAAGAGAAGGCCUCUAAGGCAUCCGCUCAGGCCACUCUCGCCUCUCAGGUGGUAUCAGAGUCGAUGCCCAAGCCCAUGACGUGCCUGUACAUGCGGCUGGCCAGGGAGUGGGCUCUGCAGCACGCCUCCACUGCACAUGGAGGGAUGGAGGCGGACACUCACCCCUUUCAAAUACACCACGGCCUGCCCCCGGGCACGCCCAACAACUCUCGCCUGGUGGAUGCCUCGUUGCAGCAUUUGUGCAUCUUCAGUGACAACGUGCUGGCCGUGUCUGCUGCGCUCAACUCCACUGUGCUCUCCUCCCACAACCCCUCACGGCUCGUCUUCCACAUCGUCACCGACGCCACCACCUUCCCUGCCUUCGUGGUGUGGUUCUCCCGCCACCCACCCGGCUUGGCAUCACUAGAGGUGCGGCGGGUGGAGGGCGAGAGCGGGUGGCUGAACGCGUCCUUUGCGCCCGUGCUGCGACAGAUGCAGGACGCUGCUGCCAAGAGCUUCUACUUCUCCGCUGCUGCUGCUGGCGAGGGCAGCAGCGACCCGAUCAAGUUCCGCAACCCCAAGUACAUGUCGCUGCUGAACCACCUGCGCUUCUACCUGCCGCUCCUCUUCCCCGCGCUGCACCGCAUCCUCUUCCUCGACGACGACGUCAUCGUGCAGCGCGACCUCUCUGCUCUUUAUUCCCUCCACAUGAACGGUGCCGUCAAUGGAGCAGUGGAGACGUGCAAGGGGUCCUUUCACCGCUUCCACCGCUACCUCAACUUCUCAGACACGCGGCUGAGAGGGCGCUUUGACCCUGAGGGGUGUGCGUGGGCGUAUGGCAUGAAUGUGUUCGACCUGGACGGGUGGCGGCAGGCCAAUGUGACUGCCACGUACCACUACUGGCAGGAGCAGGGGUGUGCAUGGGCGUAUGGCAUGACUGAGGGGUGUGCAUGGGCGUAUGGCAUGAAUGAGGGGUGUGCAUGGGCGUAUGGCAUGACUGAGGGGUGUGCAUGGGCGUAUGGCAUGACUGAGGGGUGUGCAUGGGCGUAUGGCAUGACUGAGGGGUGUGCAUGGGCGUAUGGCAUGACUGAGGGGUGUGCAUGGGCGUAUGGCAUGACUGAGGGGUGUGCAUGGGCGUAUGGCAUGAACCUGUUCGAUCUGGGCGGAUGGCGGCAGGCCAAUUUGACUGCCACGUACCACUACUGGCAGGAGCAGGUGAGAGUACGUUCUCUUGGGGAAGCUGUCGAAAUUUGUCUUGUUACUGUUCCCCAUGUUGCGUCAUUGGUUUUGCCUCAUCCUGCUCUUCCAGCAAAGGUAGCUGUGGCAGGAGCAGGUGAGGGGGAGGUGACAGAAAGGGCACAUAAAGCUAUGUGGUGGUAG
Closterium sp. Naga37s-1 is the source of this 1983-nucleotide messenger RNA. Lineage: Eukaryota; Viridiplantae; Streptophyta; Zygnematophyceae; Desmidiales; Closteriaceae. The record is from the annotation of a GenBank genome assembly.